Messenger RNA from Fusarium graminearum PH-1, 837 nucleotides. RefSeq lists its product as uncharacterized. The transcript is spliced from 6 exons. Bases 1 to 837 code for a protein of 278 amino acids. NCBI's taxonomy places the organism in Eukaryota, Fungi, Ascomycota, Sordariomycetes, Hypocreales, Nectriaceae. The record is from RefSeq and is a predicted model, not a curated record.
AUGGCUGUGAUGCCUCCACCAAACAGUGUAAAUGGGUCAGAGAGGAGAUAUCUCGAAGAUGGCAUAUGGCAGCAUGGUCGUUUCUACGGGUCUUGGAAACCAGGCAAAUACUUGUUUCCCAUUGAUUCGGAAGAGUUAAAUCGCCUUGAUAUUUUCCACAAGGUUUUUCUUCUCGCUAGAGAUAACAAGCCGUUCCAAGCACCAAUUCAACGGAAAGCGCCCAGGAUGAUGGAUAUUGGUACCGGAACAGGCAUAUGGCCGAUCAACGUGGCAGAAGAAUGCUUCACAGACGCCCAGAUAAUGGCUGUCGAUCUAAACCAGAUCUUGCCAGCAUUGCACUUGGCCCCAGGCAUUGGCCACCUGGAACACAUUGAAGUUGAUUGGACACCCCGGUGUGACGAUGAUGAGCGUCCUGCGAAUUCCGCAUUUGAGAAGUGGGCAGAGCUUUUCUUUGACGGGAUGGACCGAUUCAACCGCAUCGCUAGAGUUGUGCCUCAAGAAACACGGCAGUUGCUUGAAGCCACAGGUUUCACAGAUGUGAAGCAGGAAAUGAUCCGUGCCUAUGUCUGCCCCUGGUCUUCUGACCGACAGGAGCGGGAGAUUGCCAGGUGGUUCAAUAUUGGACUAUCUCACAGCCUGGAAUCUUUGAGCCUGAAACCACUGGUUGAGAAACUUGGCUGGAAGCCCGAGGACGUUCCUAACACAUUUGCAGCUAUGUCUGGACAGCGAGGAAGCCUGGCCCGCCACAGUAAAGCCACGGCUUUGGCUCAGAAGAGAUUGCCAACGCAGGACACAAAUUCAGGGCAUAUUUCCAUGAAGCUCAUAAGCACCAUCUGA